This is a messenger RNA of Homalodisca vitripennis (glassy-winged sharpshooter), 1384 nucleotides long. RefSeq names its product centrosomal protein 43-like. The transcript is spliced from 8 exons. The record is from RefSeq and is a predicted model, not a curated record. Lineage: Eukaryota; Metazoa; Arthropoda; Insecta; Hemiptera; Cicadellidae. Gene Ontology annotation, biological process: microtubule anchoring. The coding region runs from base 157 to 1158 and encodes 333 amino acids. Gene Ontology annotation, cellular component: centrosome.
GGCUGCUAACUUUAGACUGGUUUCGGUUGUCAGUUGUACGAAUAUCAUAUGUUUUGUUUUGUUUUGAGAAAUCUAAAUAGGUCUUAUUAACUUCUGGUUUCUGUUAGUAAACAAACAAAGUAGUUUAAUUGAACAGUAGAGUAGCUACUGUGUAGAAUGUCUGUCAAUGGAAAUACAGAACUUCGUGACUUGGUGUCACAAACAUUGGAAAAUACCGGAGUUUUAUCAAAGAUUAGGGCAGAACUUCGAGCGAAUGUUUUCUUGGUGUUAGAAGAACAUGAAGCAUUUAAGGGCAGAAAUCUACCAUUUUGCAAUUCGGUUUUGAAAAACUUUUUAUCUACUCAAGAAGGUAUUGCUGCCAUAAGCCUAGUAAGAGAGUUUCUGGAGUUUUUUGGUUUGGAGUUCACAGUGAGUGUUUUCGAACCAGAAACUCAAGCUGGCAGUGACUAUACAUAUGUGGGACGCAACAAACUUGCUCACAAUCUUAAACUGGACUCAGGGAAGAAAUCACCUCUAAUCGCUCAAAUUCUGCAACAAACUAAACUACAUGUUCCUGCAACUACAGUUCCUAUUGCAAAUAAAAUACAGGAACCGGUUAAUAAUUCUCUGAGGAAAGAAAAGCCAAGAGAAGAAAAGAAAAGUCAAGAAACAAACAAUUUAAACCAUAUUGUAAAAACAGAUGUGACUAACGGUCCCAGUGAGAGUUUGGACCAGAAACAUCCACAGCCUCCUCCACCUUCGUUCCAGAACCACAACAAGAAGCCUGACAGCCUUAAACUAGAUCUCAGUCAGAUGAACGUAAAAUCUGCAGGAGGUUCAAUGUCAUCUCUCGGUUCUCUCCCUCCUCUUGGAAUGAAUCCGACCACCAAGAGUAACAGUGGCAGGAACUCCAAGCAUGUGUCCAGUGACAUCAAGGCACUUUUAGACCUAGGAUCUGAUUCACCAGAACACUAUGAGGAGGAUUUCCAUUUGUCCGGAAGUGAGAAGACUAGUAAAGGCACCAACAGGUCAUUGUCUGGCAGUGGCAGCGAGAUAGAGGAGGAGAUGUCUGUAGGGAUUGAUGACCAAGAUCAGGAUCAUGACCAACCUGUAACAGAUCAGAGUGGCAGUGGCAGUAGCAGUUACAGUGGCAAUGAGAACACUCCCAGGGACUUAUGAUAAAGUGUCAUCUCUAGUUUACUGUACUGUUAACAAUCACCAUCUAUUUCAUUAUUAUGGGUUAUUUGUAAUUCACAUUGUAAAUAACAAUUUGACCAAACUAGUUACUACGGGGUUACUACAUGUUUAUCGGCCACUAUGAUUCUAGUAUAAAUGUAAUCUUGUUUGUACAACUGUAUAGAAGUAAUAUCGGUGCAACCAAUAAAUAUAAUAUGAUCUCUGGCAA